AGUUGCUUUCCGCUCUUCGAACGGCCAAUACCAUUUAGCGCAAGCUUGGUGUUUACAAGCGCACGUGUAACACGUGACAAUGUGUUUGACAACAAACAAAACCGCGGCGAUUUUUCGGAUAUUUGAUUUUUCGGUAUAAGUCGAAAAAAAAAAUGACUUCAUGUGCGUUUGCUUAUUUACUAAGUGAAGUUAAUUAAUUUAAUUUUUAAUCGGUUUUCUGUGACUGUUUAUAACACGAUGUAUUUAGGAAACAUUUUUUUUCGGUUAACGCCAUUUAUCUUUUUGGCGAACGUGUGUGGUUCGCAGAAGUUUGACGAGUCGCUAAAAAUUGAAAAACGACCGCAAAAGUAUCCUCUGCAGGUGCACCAAAUGUACAAAGACCAAAUACUAAAGAAAAUACCAAAGAUAUUAGGCGAGUGGUCAGAAUGGUCACCAUGGUCUCCAUGUUCGAGAAGUUGCGGCGGUGGUAUCACUCAACAAACUAGGCACUGUGUACAUAGAUCUGCAGACUCGAGGUUCAUCCGCAGACAAAGACGGCGACGUCAAAAUGGUAAAUACCUGGGUAACGGCUGCGUAGGACUUUAUAAGAGGAUUCAUUUAUGCAACAAUCAAGAAUGUCCGAAUGGUCGAGAUUUCCGCUACGAACAAUGCGCUUCAUUCAACAAUCGAUUAUUCAGAGGUAAUCGAUACCAAUGGGAACCAUUCUUCAAAGCAAAAGAUGAAUGCGCUUUAAACUGCCGAGCGAUCGGAAUGAAUUUCUUCGCGACAUUAAAUAAGACUGUUAUUGACGGGACUCUUUGUUUGUACCCCAUAACUCACACGGGAAAAGCAGCCCCUAAAGGGACGAGAGGUAUCUGCAUCGAUGGUUUUUGCAAGGUUGUGAACUCUCAUGGGGUGAUUGGUAGUCUAGACGAACACCAAGAAGAAUGUUCUGCUUGUCUAAAAGGAUCGUGCAGAAGUGUCAGUGGAAUCUACACAAGACCCGAUCUACCACCGGGUUAUUCGCUGGUGGCACAAAUACCUGCAGGAGCUUGCAGGAUCUUAGUUCAGCAGUUGAAACAUACCAGGAAUUUUAUGGCUUUGAAAGACAUCAACGGAUCUUACAUCGUAAACGGAGACUGGAAAUUGAGCAACAGUCGCGUAUAUAAAGGAGCCGGGACUAAGUUUGUUUACAUCCGUCAGGAUGAGAAUUCUUUGGAAACGUUGACAUCACCAGGUCCUCUAGCAGUUGCAGUUGACAUAAUGAUUGUCAACUAUCAGUCGAAUCCCGGUAUCAAAUACGGUUACUCCCUACCGAUUAUUGCCGAUUUGGCACCGCCGCUUAUGAAACGACCGAACAUAAUCGAACCGACCGUUUUGGAAACGAAACAAAUCGACAGUUUAGCUUUUAACACUUCUUUAACGCAAAGAGACGAAGCUAGACCUCCCAUUCCGAUACCAGUCAUUCGAAGACCGAGAUUAAGAAGAAAACAUUUCACUUGGAAAUUGACUGGACUCACUGCCUGUUCCAAAUCUUGCGGCGGAGGUUUGCAAAGUUACGUAAGAAGUUGCGUCAGAGAUUUCGGACAUUCGCAAGCACCUGCACCAGAUAGAAGAUGUUCCCAUAUUCAUUCUCCUUUACCGGCACCUAUAGCGUGCAAUACUGAUCCCUGUCCUCCUUCGUGGGAAUUCCAUUGGAGUCAGUGCAGCGUUUCGUGCGGCGAGGGAGUACAAAAAUAUACGCCUCAAUGUAAAAGAGAUUCUGUUGUUGUUAACGAAGCGUUGUGUUUGAAACCGAAACCUACCGCGCCAACCAGACCUUGUAAAGGAGAUUUUUGUGAUAAUACCAGCGAUAACGAGCUGCCGCGGAGUUUCAAUGGAAACUCCGAAGAUAAAUAUGAUUGGGAAACUGGACCUUGGUCUUCGUGUUCGGUAACGUGUGGUACCGGUCAUCGAACUAGAUCAGUUACUUGCCCGUCUGGUCGAUGUUCAUCUGAAGAUAGACCGACACACGUGGAAUACUGCGAAAUGGAAUCGUGUACUGCACGUGAAACGGCUUAUCAUUCGUCUGCCAGUAGAUCAAUAUCGACGUGGUUAUUGUCGGAUUGGAGUCAGUGUUCAGAAGCUUGUGGUACCGGCAUACAAACGCGUACGGCAGUAUGCGGACUACAAGAAAAAGACGCUUGUCCAACAGAGACCAAACCCGAAUUAUCUAGAGCUUGUUCUAGUGAAAAACAAUGUAAUGCGCAAUGGUUUAGCGGUCCAUGGGGUCCUUGUUCGGACGCGUGCUCCGGUACAGCGAAACAGAAACGCGAAGUUGUGUGCGUCGUCAAAAUUCGAGGAGCCCCCCAUAUAGUCAACGACAUAACAUGCCCAUCUCACUUGAAACCUCACGAGGAACAAGCGUGCGACGGUACUUGCCCUCCCCGUUGGUAUUUCGGCGAUUGGAGGCAAUGCGAAGGUACUUGUCCGAUCGGUAUCCAGAGGAGAGAAAUAAGAUGUUUGGAUCCGUACGGAAGAAACGUCGAAGGAUGUCCGGAAAACGAUAAACCAGUGGGAAAAAGGACGUGUCCCUGUGAAUCGGAUAGCAAGGGGAGAUACAAACCUGUUCAAGACGAACCAAUUGAUCGUACGCGCAAUUUGGUGAAAAGAUACUGCGUGGACAAAAUCCACAAAUGCAAAUUGGCCGUACAAGCGAGAUUAUGUCAUUAUCCUUACUACGUAACAAAUUGUUGUGAAUCUUGUAGAAGAGCCCAAGAACAGUCGAAAUAACCAGCUGUGAUUGGAUAAUAAGAAAAUCGUUUAGGUAGGAAAAAAGUACUGAAAAAGAAAAGAGAGUGAACAAAAACGAAAGAAGAACGUCGACUAAUGCUUAUAACCCCCCAACUAUCCUUCUAAUCGACUAACAGGAAGAUUCCUCGUUCCUUUUUAUUUCUGUAGUUGUAACCGAAACAAACCCUCUACCUUAUCCUUAAAUUAAACGUCCGAGUUUCUAGCAACCAACCCAAAAGGUAGAUUUGUAGGGUACACAAGCCGUUGAACUCAAAACUCGCCUUGGAGACGAAUUAUCAUGAAGAAGAGUCACUACCUUGAGCACUGACUACUUGAGCAACUGUGACCUACGAAUUUGCGUCUCCUAAGGAGUGAUGUCGUGGACAAUUGUUCAGCGCUGGCUUCCACCAUCAAUACCAAGUCUUCUUCUUCUUCCUCUUUCAAUAGGACCAGGUCCUGUACGUUUGGAUCUUCCUGAGAAGCCGAACUCCAGCUCUAGUACCACCUCUUUGGUGGUCUGCCUACAGUUUUGGCCCAUCUGUCUUCUGGCAUCCUUCCAGAAUGUUUUUCGUGCCCUGACCCAUCUCGCCACAUCCUGUACGCCCAAUUCUUCUCUUAUGUCAUCAUUCCUUAUUCGGUCCCAAGUACUUAUCCUUUUUAUUUUGCCCGAUUUAUGGUCAUUUCCUUCAUGAAAACAAGCACUACUACCUUGUAGGUCACACGGGUUGACAACAUUAUUUUUUUUUAUUUGAAAAAAUAGAAUUUCGGAAAAGUUUUAACAUCUUUAAGUGACAGGGUGUCAGGUAUAGACAGGUGUCCAUCUGAGAACGUAACGAACCGGUUAUGUCCAGUUAGGAUUUUUUUUUUUCAUUUCUGUUGAUAGAAAAUUAUUAAACUGUGAUAUUUUUUGCGUUUAUAUACUAAUAAUAACGAAGAUAAGAGAAAUAGUCGAAAUAUUCGAAAAUUAAAUUCAAAAUCUUAUUCUUUUGAGCUUCCUGGUGUUAUUACUAACCAUUUCACGGCGAAGAUCGAGAACACCCAGUAUUAAGGCAAGUUUUUUCAUUUAUAAAUGGAUUUUUGCUAACAAUGGACUUGCUCCUAAUCCAAAAACUUCCUUCCUUGAAGUUUGUAAACUACUCUUGGGUCCAUCUUCAAUUUUCAACUAAUCUACUAAGUUCUACGUUGUACCAGAAUGACUAUAAGCGAAAGCAUUUCGAAGUUUGAUGUUUCUUCUUCUUAUUAUAGACAUUUGUGUAAAAAAUAUUGUUACUUAUCUUCAGGACCUAGUGCUCUGCAUUUCCCAUGCACCUGCGCUGGCAACUUUCAGGGCACUCAACCGAAACACCGAAGCGACUCCCCCUCCUGUUUCCUGCACCUGUAAUUUCUCGUCCCAGAUGGGAAUACCACCUGCGACACCUUCUAUUUCGGACCUCCUAAAGCUCACGAGUUCUGCUUGUUUCUUGAAAUUUAGUCUGGCAACAAUCAUGACUACCAAGUUCUGUGCUGCGCUAGCUUCAGGUCGACCUUGUCCUUCCAUCUAGAGAUCUUUUCGAGGUCUACGUUGACAUCUUCUAAGAGCUUUAAUAUCCUGAUACUUCCUCCUUUUUUCCUUAUCCUUUCACGAAGUUCAGUAAAAACGUAGAUUCAAUAAUGUUACUCAACAUUCUCACCUUCAUCUUUAAUUUGAUUUGCCGGCUACACCGGUUUGUCUAUAGACACGUAGACAUCGUAUUCGAAAGUGGAAGCUUCAGGUUAAACAGCCGACGGUCGUUAACCUUUGGUACUUUUUCUACAGCAGUACUAGUCUCGUUACUUAUCAGUCACACCUCGUAUAACAAUAUAUAAUUAGUCGGCAGUGUACGUGUUAAUAAAAUUAUGAAAUUUAUUCGCUGGGACAUUUUCCUUUUUCUACCUGACGCCCUUCAACUAACCUCAACUAUGGUUGGUUAUCAAAAUGGUAUAUAUUAUUUUAUUAUUCACAGUUUUUUAUAACCGGAAAAUAAAACUGUAAUUUAUUAUUUUUUUUUUAUGAAGUAGGUUUGAAGUUGAUUAUCGAGUCUGCAGAUUUAUUUUCGUUUUAUAAAUAAAUGUUGAGUGGGUUCUAGAAGACGCCAAAAAAUACGUCAAUUUUGACGUCCAUAUUCGUAUUCAAAAUGGUCCAAUUGUUGAAAUUUUCAAGUAAGAUGGUUGUUAGCUUCUGGUUCCGUUUUUUUUUUAAUUUUCUCACAUUAAGAAAACCAGGAAACGUGAAAGUUCAAUCUGACAAUCUUACCAACCCUAAUAUGUCUUCCAUUACUUUUAGAACCUGAUGAAAGUGCUGUUCUUCUCCCUUUCCAUAGUUCCCUUAAAUAUUAAAACAUGUUAUAAACGAUUUUCCUAUAAUUUGGUAUUUAUAGUUACCAAAAAAAAUUUUCUCGUACCAAUUCAAACCCCCUAUUCUUCUCUAAUAAAUUUAGUUUUUCCAGAUGGUUUCUCUCACACAAUCCGGAAGCUUUCGGAUGCCUUUUUUGUAUAAAUUAGUCGCACGGUCACAAAUCGGGACUAUAAGAAGGGUGCUGCAAUAAUUCCCAACGGACACUUUUCGCUCAUGGCUACAAGUACACUGAAAAGUGAGGUUACGAGGUCUCUACGUAUCGUAACAGAUCAGUCUAACAUCCAGUACGACGUAAUCAAAGAUUCUAAGCAUCAUUAAUAAAAAAAGCGUCAGCGGGGGACGUCAUUUUGGUAUUAUUUCCCUGGAUAAUCCCCUUGGUCAUCUCAGUUCUUGUCUGUUGAAGUUUUCCAGGCUUGGGGAGCCUCUAGCUUUAAAGGAAGGUUAUUUCGUUAGAUCAAAUGCUAGAAUUAAGAAUAACCUGGUGUUCUAUCGAUUAAUGGAGGUUCCUUUGAAGGCAUUCAUGCUCUAUCAAAAUAUCCUUUGACUUGAAGAAUCUCUGGCUCAAUAGCAAGGCUCUUUCACUAGAUCGAAUUCUAGGAUUUUCCUCUUUGUGUUAAUUGGUAAUCACAAAGGAUGUAUGUGGUAGUUUCUUCCUUUAUUCCGUAGAACACACAGUGCUUUAAAUAUCGAAAUCAUCCUUCAGUCUGAAGGAUGUAACAAGGAAGUUGUGUCUCAUGGUAAACUUCCACAUUUUCUUUGUGUAAACCUCAAGAAUAACCUGGUGUUCUAUCGAUUAAUGGAGGUUCCUUUGAAGGCAUUCAUGCUCUAUCAAAAUGUCCUUUGACUUGAAGAAUCUCUGGCUCAAUAGCAAGGCUCUUUCACUAGAUCAAAUUCUAGGAUUUUCCUCUUUGUGUUAAUUGGUAAUCACAAAGGAUGUAUGUGGUAGUUUCUUCCUUUAUUCCGUAGAACACACAGUGCUUUAAAUAUCGAAAUCAUCCUUCAGUCUGAAGGAUGUAACAAGGAAAUUGUGUCCCAUGGUAAACUUCCACAUUUUCUUUGUGUAAACCUCAAGAAUAACCUGGUGUUCUAUCGAUUAAUGGAGGUUCCUUUGAAGGCAUUCAUGCUCUAUCAAAAUGUCCUUUGACUUGAAGAAUCUCUGGCUCAAUAGCAAGGCUCUUUCACUAGAUCGAAUUCUAGGAUUUUCCUCUUUGUGUUAAUUGGUAAUCACAAAGGAUGUAUGUGGUAGUUUCUUCCUUUAUUCCGUAGAACACACAGUGCUUUAAAUAUCGAAAUCAUCCUUCAGUCUGAAGGAUGUAACAAGGAAGUUGUGUCCCAUGGUAAACUUCCACAUUUUCUUUGUGUAAACCUCAAGAAUAACCUGGUGUUCUAUCGAUUAAUGGAGGUUCCUUUGAAGGCAUUCAUGCUCUAUCAAAAUGUCCUUUGACUUGAAGAAUCUCUGGCUCAAUAGCAAGGCUCUUUCACUAGAUCGAAUUCUAGGAUUUUCCUCUUUGUGUUAAUUGGUAAUCACAAAGGAUGUAUGUGGUAGUUUCUUCCUUUAUUCCGUAGAACACACAGUGCUUUAAAUAUCGAAAUCAUCCUUCAGUCUGAAGGAUGUAACAAGGAAGUUGUGUCCCAUGGUAAACUUCCACAUUUUCUUUGUGUAAACCUCAAGAAUAACCUGGUGUUCUAUCGAUUAAUGGAGGUUCCUUUGAAGGCAUUCAUGCUCUAUCAAAAUGUCCUUUGACUUGAAGAAUCUCUGGCUCAAUAGCAAGGCUCUUUCACUAGAUCGAAUUCUAGGAUUUUCCUCUUUGUGUUAAUUGGUAAUCACAAAGGAUGUAUGUGGUAGUUUCUUCCUUUAUUCCGUAGAACACACAGUGCUUUAAAUAUCGAAAUCAUCCUUCAGUCUGAAGGAUGUAACAAGGAAAUUGUGUCCCAUGGUAAACUUCCACAUUUUCUUUGUGUAAACCUCAAGAAUAACCUGGUGUUCUAUCGAUUAAUGGAGGUUCCUUUGAAGGCAUUCAUGCUCUAUCAAAAUGUCCUUUGACUUGAAGAAUCUCUGGCUCAAUAGCAAGGCUCUUUCACUAGAUCGAAUUCUAGGAUUUUCCUCUUUGUGUUAAUUGGUAAUCACAAAGGAUGUAUGUGGUAGUUUCUUCCUUUAUUCCGUAGAACACACAGUGCUUUAAAUAUCGAAAUCAUCCUUCAGUCUGAAGGAUGUAACAAGGAAGUUGUGUCUCAUGGUAAACUUCCACAUUUUCUUUGUGUAAACCUCAAGAAUAACCUGGUGUUCUAUCGAUUAAUGGAGGUUACUUUGAAGGCAUUCAUGCUCUAUCAAAAUGUCCUUUGACUUGAAGAAUCUCUGGCUCAAUAGCAAGGCUCUUUCACUAGAUCGAAUUCUAGGAUUUUCCUCUUUGUGUUAAUUGGUAAUCACAAAGGAUGUAUGUGGUAGUUUCUUCCUUUAUUCCGUAGAACACACAGUGCUUUAAAUAUCGAAAUCAUCCUUCAGUCUGAAGGAUGUAACAAGGAAGUUGUGUCCCAUGGUAAACUUCCACAUUUUCUUUGUGUAAACCUCAAGAAUAACCUGGUGUUCUAUCGAUUAAUGGAGGUUCCUUUGAAGGCAUUCAUGCUCUAUCAAAAUGUCCUUUGACUUGAAGAAUCUCUGGCUCAAUAGCAAGGCUCUUUCACUAGAUCGAAUUCUAGGAUUUUCCUCUUUGUGUUAAUUGGUAAUCACAAAGGAUGUAUGUGGUAGUUUCUUCCUUUAUUCCGUAGAACACACAGUGCUUUAAAUAUCGAAAUCAUCCUUCAGUCUGAAGGAUGUAACAAGGAAAUUGUGUCCCAUGGUAAACUUCCACAUUUUCUUUGUGUAAACCUCAAGAAUAACCUGGUGUUCUAUCGAUUAAUGGAGGUUCCUUUGAAGGCAUUCAUGCUCUAUCAAAAUGUCCUUUGACUUGAAGAAUCUCUGGCUCAAUAGCAAGGUUCUUUCACAAGAUCGAAUUCUAGGAUUUUCCUCUUUGUGUUAAUUGGUAAUCACAAAGGAUGUAUGUGGUAGUUUCUUCCUUUAUUCCGUAGAACACACAGUGCUUUAAAUAUCGAAAUCAUCCUUCAGUCUGAAGGAUGUAACAAGGAAGUUGUGUCCCAUGGUAAACUUCCACAUUUUCUUUGUGUAAACCUCAAGAAUAACCUGGUGUUCUAUCGAUUAAUGGAGGUUCCUUUGAAGGCAUUCAUGCUCUAUCAAAAUGUCCUUUGACUUGAAGAAUCUCUGGCUCAAUAGCAAGGCUCUUUCACUAGAUCGAAUUCUAGGAUUUUCCUCUUUGUGUUAAUUGGUAAUCACAAAUAAUAUGUCAUGUAGUUUCCUCCUUCAUUUCAAAGAACAAACAGUGCUUUCAAGUAUCCCUAAAUUUGAGAGCUAUAAAAAAGAAAAAACAAACCAAUCAAGACUUCAAUUUGAGUUUUAUCUGUUUCUUUGCAGUUUCAAUAUAUUUUGAUGGGACUUUCCACUUAUUUUUCUUAACCUCUUGUACCAAGAUGUUGGCUCAUUAUGUUCUAGAAUCGAGUUCUUAUUACCUGUUUCGGAACACGUUUUUUUUUUCAUUUUUUUUCGUGUUUUAGAGAGAUUUAUAUUCCAGGACAUCAUCUUUUACAACUGACGCCUCGUCAAAGUCACGUUCCUCCCAUAGGAGCAACAUUAUUUGCUGUUUUUUUCUUUUCCGUUGUCUAUUUAUGUCUAUGGAUGACAAAUUUUCAAAGUCUGGUCGCCAUAAAUGACUUGAAAGCACUCCAGAUCAUAUUUGACACGAAACGACUUGUACUACCGCUCACAAACCACUAAUUUAUUGGAUUACGUCGUUAACCAAGAGGCGUAAAUUGCCGAACGACUCCGAAACGCGGAGUCUGCCAAUCAAUGGAUUUCUAUGUUUUGAAAAUACUUUUUUUUUAAAUAUAAAUCUGCAGACUUUAGAAUUUUUGUGAAACAGUAUCAUCACGAUAAAUUGAAAUACUCCAAUUUUAAUAUUAAUAUAGAUGUCUGUGAUUUGUUUUUAAUUAUUAGGAUUAGUGAAAAAAUAACUUUUGACUGUACAGGUUUUUAAUUCGUAUCAGCUUCUUAUGAAUCAGCUUAUUUUUUUUUAUAAAUAUAUAAUACGAACCGCUUAGAUUGUUUUUUUAUAAUAUUAGUCUUCCUAUGAGCAAUUUUUCGUUAAAAAUCUGACAGUCAAAUUAACCCUUUAAGAAGUGCGAGAUUAUUCAAAAAAAAAAUAUAUUUUUCGCUUCAUAAGCACUGCCAAAUUUGAUAGGAAUCAUCAAAACGAGCCACCGGGUAUAUUUUUUAUUAAACACUCACUCUAACGCGCGUUUCGAUACCCAGAGACUGUUUUAUAGCAACCAAUAAACCUUCUCCCGCGAAAAUUCAUUCCAGCGGGAUAAACUUGGCGGGAAUCUUCGCAUUCAUUUCUCGACUACUGAACUAUAGAUGGGGCUGUAAGGAAUUGGCCCUUUGUCCAUAUUUAAGCUAAGCCCAGUCUGGUAGUCUAGUAGUCAAGGAGUGAAUGUCAAGAUUCCCGCCAAGGAGUUUUUCCCGCUGGAAUUAAUUUUCGCUCUAAAGUGAGGUUAAGACGUAUUAAGUUGAUAAAGAGUCCCCCUACUUUAGCCCUCUUCUUCUUUAAGAAAUUUGAUGAUUAAUUAAUAAAAACAACAUGCGAAAAAAUAUCGAUUUUCCUAUGACGUAUUUUUUUAAUUGAAUUGGUGGCUUGUUUUGAAAGAUCUGCCUUGAAAUUUUGCACUUUUUUCUAUUAUAUUUAAAAGUGAAUUUCGAUUUUUUUAUUGCCACAUUAUAAUUAAUAAAUCAGUAGAUUUAAUCUAGUAUCUAAGAAAAUGAGUAUUACCUUUAGUUUAUGUAUUUAUUAGUGAAUAUAUAAUAAAGAAACUUCUUCAUUA
Molecule: messenger RNA, 10054 nt
Organism: Diorhabda sublineata
Lineage: Eukaryota; Metazoa; Arthropoda; Insecta; Coleoptera; Chrysomelidae
Product: thrombospondin type-1 domain-containing protein 4
Exons: 15
Coding region: 238-2751 (837 amino acids)
Biological process (GO): extracellular matrix organization
Cellular component (GO): extracellular matrix
Molecular function (GO): metalloendopeptidase activity
Source: RefSeq, a predicted model, not a curated record